AUGGAGCAAGGAGAGCAAGAGGCGGCAAUGGAAACACUCAAUAUCGCUAGGGCAACCCUUACAGUUUUCGAUACAACACAAGCAACAGUGUCCCCCAUUGCAUCUGAACUGAUUUAUCAGUUGGUAAAACACAAAGGAUUUCAUCAGACAGUCGCUGGAUUCAAGGAGUACAACAAAGUAGUAACAGAAGCUGUGGUCUAUGGUAGUGCAGAUGACGCAGAUGACAUCAUUGACAGCUCUAAGGCACUGAGGAAGAAAAUUGCAAAUGUUUUUAACAACGAAGUAACCACAUUUCUGAGAAACACCCAAGGGUAUGAUGAUCUUGUGAAGAGUCUAAAUAAUGCCAAAAAGUGGGCGAACGGUUUGACCUGGGUUGAUACCAUAAGUGGGCCAUUCUUUGAUGCCGCCAAUGUAGCAUUUUCUGGCUGGCAACUGCAUAAUACAAUCCAUGACAAAGAUUCUCCACCAGAAGUCAGGUCUUUAAAUAUUGCAAGUGCAUCACUGGGAGUUGCUAGCGGGGCCGUUGGAGUGACAGCGUUCGUUGUGGGGGCAUUGGCAACUGCUGGAAGUACUCUGGCUGCAGUGGCAGGUCCUGUUGGUGCAAUUAUAGGAUGCGUGCUUUCACUUGCGUCAAUUAUUAUUGACCUGAUCAAUUCUGCAAAUCCGCAUGUCACCAUAGGCGAACAUCUUGAUGCAAUUCAGAAACUGAAAGAAGGUUCCUUAAAGUAUCUGCAAAACCAAGUUAACAUAACCCAGCAAGUCUCUCCCAUAUUUAAUCAAAACACUGGAUUUGACACCAUUUACGAAGUUAAUCAAGGAAAUUUAAUAGUAGCGAUGCGCAACGAUCAGUCUCAACGUAUUUGGGGGUUUGAAGAUAUUACAGAUCUCGUAUUCAAUGCUUCAAUGAAGCCCGGUAAAGAGAAUGGGUACCUUACAAUGGGAAAGAAACGUAUGUUUGACAAGUCAAACUACGGCAGCAAUUUCUUCUUCCAGCCCAAAGGUAUAGUGGAACUCGGUUACGACUAUUAUGGAAACGUCACUAAUCCCGAAGGAAAGGGAGUGACCGUUGUUGCUAACACGGCCAUGGUUGCUGAGCAGUUUAGCAUCAGGGGAGUUAGAAUCGACACUGAGGUAGAAAACGACGAAGAACAGAAGAACCCUGAUAACGUUGUGUUUGGUGAAUACGCAGGCCUUGCUUGA
Molecule: messenger RNA, 1200 nt
Organism: Porites evermanni
Lineage: Eukaryota; Metazoa; Cnidaria; Anthozoa; Scleractinia; Poritidae
Source: the annotation of a GenBank genome assembly